CAGGCCGUUGGGGGUUGGCAAGUUCAUGCUCGAGAAACCCAACACCGCAGCGGAGAUCUCUUUAAAUCAAAUCGAUACUAAGUUUUUGCCUCUAUACUCAAGGAUCACUGAUGCUCAAAUCUGCACCUGUCGUUUAACCGCUGGCUGUCUGAAGACUGCCGUAUUAUUAUUUUUUUUACACUGAAACCCUGAGAAUCUUGUCCAGCAUUACCAAUGGAGAGAUUGAAGUCUAACGGAGGGGGUCAUGUCAACUCAGCUUUUGAUCCCAACCUCGACGAGCCUCCGAUCUAUGAAGAGACUGAGUUCUCCAACGAUGAGCACCGGACGGUCAGACCCUCGGUAAUCAGUGCAUUCGGUCACGAUACUUUGGACCGAGUGCCCAACAUCAACUUCUACCGUAACGCCGGCAGUGUGAGCGGUCACCGAGCUGUGAGGCCAUCCCUGCAGGAGCUCCAUGAUGUUUUUCAGAAGAAUGGAAGGAUUUCUGUGCCCGAAACGGUGACAGACAAUGAUGAAGGGAGCGAAGGGACUCCCUCUGAUGAUCUGGAGUCUGCCGCUCCGAGCGAUGCCAAAGAUGGGGGAAUAAAGUUUGGUUGGAUACGAGGAGUUCUGGUAAGAUGUAUGUUAAACAUCUGGGGUGUCAUGCUCUUCAUCCGUCUCUCAUGGGUGUUUGGUCAGGCAGGCUGGGGUCUGGGAAUCGUGGUCAUCGCUCUCAGCUGUGUGGUCACCACCAUCACAGGCCUCUCCAUGUCCGCCAUUUGCACUAAUGGAGUUGUCAGAGGAGGAGGAGCUUACUACAUGAUAUCGCGCAGUUUGGGACCAGAGUUUGGAGGCUCGAUCGGUCUCAUAUUCGCCUUCGCCAAUGCAGUGGCUGUGGCCAUGUAUGUGGUGGGCUUUGCAGAGACUGUGGUGGAUUUGCUGAAGGAAUAUGCCACUCUGAUGGUGGAUGAAAUAAAUGACAUCAGGAUCAUUGGCUGCAUUACGGUGGUGUUGCUCCUUGGCAUAUCGGUGGCUGGAAUGGAAUGGGAGGCAAAGGCUCAAAUUGUUCUGCUGGUGAUCUUGCUGGUGGCCAUAGUGAACGUGUUUGUAGGAACAGCCCUUCCUCCAACUGCAGACAAGAAAUCAAAGGGCUUUUUUGGCUAUAACACAAAAAUCUUUAUGGAGAAUUUUACACCAGACUUUAGGAAUGGCGAAACAUUUUUCUCUGUGUUUGCUGUCUUUUUCCCCGCGGCAACCGGUAUCCUGGCUGGAGCAAACAUCUCUGGAGACUUGCGGGAUGCCCAGGCUGCUAUACCCAAAGGUACAUUGCUGGCCAUCCUGAUCACGGGUGUCACCUACCUCGCCGUGGCCCUUUGCGUCUCUGGUACCGUUGUCCGAGAUGCCACAGGAAACACAACCGACCUGGCUUUUCCCGAGCUACCUUGUAAUGGCUCAGCUGCAGUUGCCUGUGAACUCGGCUACGAUUUCUCUUCCUGCGCAACAGAAAAAUGCAAUUUUGGCUUGAUGAACAAUUUCCAGGUAAUGACCAUGGUGUCUGGAUUCGGUCCCCUCAUCACUGCUGGAACCUUCUCAGCCACACUUUCGUCUGCCCUGGCCUCUCUUGUUAGUGCUCCUAAAGUCUUCCAGGCUCUGUGUAAAGACAACCUCUACAAGGCUCUGCACUUCUUUGCCAAAGGACACGGAAAGAACAACGAGCCAAUCCGCGGCUACGUCCUCACGUUCAUUAUUUCCGUGGCCUUCAUUCUCAUUGGUGAUCUCAACGCCAUCGCGCCGAUCAUCUCAAACUUCUUCCUGGCAUCUUAUGCUCUCAUCAAUUUCUCUUGUUUCCAUGCUUCCUACGCCAAGUCUCCAGGCUGGAGACCUGCGUACAAAUACUACAACAUGUGGCUGUCUCUGUUGGGAGCCCUGCUCUGCUGCGUGGUUAUGUUUGUCAUCAACUGGUGGGCCGCUCUGCUCACAUACGGCAUUGAAAUCCUCCUCUACAUCUACGUCACAGUCAAGAAGCCGGACGUGAACUGGGGAUCGUCCACACAGGCGGUGACCUUUGUGAGUGCCGUCAGCAAUGCUUUAUCUCUAAGUGGUGUGGAAGACCAUGUCAAGAACUUCAGGCCUCAGAUCUUGGCUCUAACCGGGUCGGUGCGGGCCAGGCCAGCUCUCCUAGAUCUGGCUCACUCCAUCACCAAAAACUAUGGACUCUGUUUCAGCUGUGAGGUUUUUGUGGGCCAGAGAUCCGAGGUCUUGCAGGAGAUGACCAGUGGGAUGGAGAAGAAUCAGCUGUGGCUCAAUAAGACCAAACGCAGAGCCUUUUAUGCUGCCGUGGCCUGCGACAGUUUCAGGAAAGGUGCAGAGAGUCUGCUGCAGGCUUCUGGUCUUGGCCGCAUGAGGCCUAACACGUUAAUGAUCGGCUUCAAGAGGGACUGGAGAACGGCAGGAACAGAAGCAGUGCAGAGUUACGUGGGUAUACUGCAUGAUGCGUUUGACUUUGAGUAUGGGACAGUGGUGCUGAGGAUGAGCCAGGGUCUGGAUGUGUCGCAUCUUGUCGAGGCAGAAGAGGAAAUGCUGAAGGCAGCGAAGGAGCAGCAAAUCCUGGAUGGUGAGAUGAUGCCGAAUGGAGGGAAAGCAAGGGGACUCUUCAGGAAGUCCAGGAAUUCAUCUCAGCAAGUUCUCACAACCAGAGUGUCAGUGUGCGGGCCCCCGCCUCCGCAGGUUGCCAAAAUGAACGAGAGGCUAGUGGAGGCCAGCGCUCAGUUUAAGAAGAAACAGCCCAAAGGCACCACUGAUGUGUGGUGGCUGUUUGACGAUGGAGGUCUUACACUGCUGCUCCCCUACAUCCUCAGCACCAGGAAGAAGUGGAAGGACUCCAAACUAAGGAUCUUCGUUGCAGGGCAGCCUGGACGGACCGAGAUAGACAAACAGGAGAUGAGGUCUCUGUUACACAAAUUCCGAAUUACAUGCAGCGACAUCACUGUCAUUGAUGACAUCCACGUCAGACCCAACGACAACAGCAUAAAGAAACUAGAAGACAUGAUUGAGCCUUUCCGUCUACAUGAGGGAUCUAAAGGCAGGGAUCAGGCAGAAGGAAUGCAGAAGGAAUAUCCCUGGAAAAUCACUGACGCAGAACUCAGUACCUUUGAAGAGAAGACCAACCUCCAGAUACGACUAAAUGAGCUCCUUCAAGAACACUCCAAAUCGGCUAAUCUGAUUGUUUUGAGCUUGCCUAUCGCUCGUAAGGGAUCCAUCUCAGACUUUCUCUACAUGGCCUGGCUGGAAGUCUUGACAAAGGACCUCCCACCCAUUAUGCUCAUCAGAGGCAACCACAAGAGCGUUCUCACUUUCUAUUCUUGAGCAUCUCGAAGGCCAAAAACCAAAGAACAAUGUAGCUGGAUGGGAACUAUGUUCAUAAAGGGUACAGGAACAUGAGCGAGACAGUCUUCCAGACCCGCAUCAGUCACACAUUCACACUCCGAUUAUCAAUUUUAGAAAAUAAAGACCGAAAACACAUAACAUCAUUAACAGAAAACAGAAAAAAGGAUUUAGAGGAGGUGCUUUAAAUAAUAGGACAUAAACUGCUUUAUGAAGAUUUGAAGCACCUUGAAGUUCAGCAUCAUUAUCGGCAAUGGAUGAUGCUACAGACAGCUUUUUUAGCAUUACGUUGCUGUGCAGCUACUAGGAAAUGCUGCAGAUUUCUAUUAUAGAAGAGAGACAGGACCAGCGGGCACAUGAUGAUGCUGCAGUGGUAAGACCGAGGUACUGUGAUUGUAAUAUAAAUGUAAAUAGAAUACUGGAGUGGAUGUUUUUUAGGCUAUGAUUCUGCUCAAGUCAAUAUUAGUAUCACUGUAGUAAUACUGGUUUAAUUGUUUUUUUGGGGGUUUUUUUUGUAAACAUUCCUAAAGUUUAAAGUACUGGAAACACCAUAUCGCAUAUUGUUUGCUCAUUCUACCUAAUGUUGCUUAAAUGUUUUAAUUUUAGUACCACAACACUUUUUUGCUUGAAGACAACUGAGUGAUUCCAAACACUAUUACAUUUUUCUUUUUUGUAUUUUACUUAACAUUUUGUGAUUAUAUUUAACUAAAUGAGCCAUUUGAAAUAAAAUAAUUAAAACCUUUUGAUCACUUC
Messenger RNA from Fundulus heteroclitus (mummichog), 4116 nucleotides. RefSeq names its product solute carrier family 12 member 1 (gene slc12a1). The transcript is spliced from 26 exons. NCBI's taxonomy places the organism in Eukaryota, Metazoa, Chordata, Actinopteri, Cyprinodontiformes, Fundulidae. Gene Ontology annotation, cellular component: membrane. Gene Ontology annotation, biological process: chloride transmembrane transport; chloride ion homeostasis; potassium ion import across plasma membrane. The record is from RefSeq and is a predicted model, not a curated record. Bases 214 to 3345 code for a protein of 1043 amino acids. Gene Ontology annotation, molecular function: sodium:potassium:chloride symporter activity.